Molecule: messenger RNA, 993 nt
Organism: Rangifer tarandus platyrhynchus (Svalbard reindeer)
Lineage: Eukaryota; Metazoa; Chordata; Mammalia; Artiodactyla; Cervidae
Source: the annotation of a GenBank genome assembly
AUGCAAUUGCUCGGGGUCAGAACCCACAAUCAUCUAUCUACUUGUGCAGCUCCUGGCCUUAGGAUUCAGCCUCACAGAGGGCACCUCGGAGAAGCUGGCUCUAAACUUGGCCCAGGGAGUCCCAUUCGAGGCUCCCUCCCUGGAAAUGUCAUACUUUCAUCACUCCGAGAGUCGCUCUGGCGGGGUUCAAUCCUCCGCUCUCCCAGGCGACUGCGGGCCUCCCAGGACCUCGUCGAACCUAACCCGUCUUUCAGUCUGGGGAACGAUGAUCCGGAUCGUGUGGCUGGGAAGAGGGGAGUAAGUCGGGAGGCCUGUGUGAGGGGCGCCCAGCACGGAGAAAUCGACGGGGGAGCGCCAGGGCCUGGCCUCCCGCACGCAGCCGCCGCGGAACCUGUGCAGGUCUCCAGCCCCGGAGUGUUCCCACGGCUAAAGGGAAGUCCCGCGCCGCCUCCAGCGGGCGUCCCCUCGGCGUCAGUGAUUCCCGCCACUCAAGAAACUAGGGACUCCGAGGAGGGCCAGCGCCCCACCGCGCCACGGGCAGGGGGCUGCGCGCAUGCGCACGAGCUAUGCCCGUGGGUGACGCGUGCGCAGUGUAAAGUCUCGGUCUCUGGCAAUUUAGACCCGGAGUACUCUGAAACCGGAAGCUCUGACCAUGAGCUGAGGGGGCCGGGAAGCCCCAGGCUGUCCGGCAAGGCCGAGCCCCUCCCGCUCCAGAGAUCCCCGCCCCGCGAGCGCGGCCUGGCCGCCGGCUGCCCCCGCGUCGGGUCUCGGCUCACACCCGGCGGUGGUCUCAUGGUGACCACGCGUCGGGCCGUGGCACUGGCGCCCUCAGCCUGGGAAGCCGAUUGCCCUCCUCAGCCGCACACUAGCCACCGUGAUCUCGGGCGCCGCCAGUUCUGGGAGCUCAUUCGCCCGCCGGUCGACACCAGACCUCUAGGUUCCACUGGGCCUCUUCCGCGGGCCUUGAGCACAGAAAGAAUCCGGGGGCACUGA